CAAGUUGAUAGAAUUGGAAGUGGAAGAGCUACAGUUGUUGUCUUCCUCUCAGCUGAUGGACAUACAUCCAUAUGUCCCGUACAGACUCCUCAACUGUCUUGGGAUCAGGCUGCGGAGUUCACUAUUGUUCGACGAUUUUGAAGAUGAUAGUCAAGAUCUGGAGCCUUGAUAAAACAAUAAAGAAACUGGCAGUGGUUGCCACUUUCGACGCCUUAAAGAAAAAGGCCAUAGAGUUCGGUAUAUGCUGCAAUGGAGACAUCAAGGUACACAUGCUGGAUGGAACGGAGGUGGACGAAGAAGCUUUCAAUUGUUUGAAUCAGUCACCUGAGGAUGCUACUUACACCUUCAUUGCAACAACAUAUUCUUGGGUGUCAGGUGUCUGUCUGGACGGAAAAUUGAGCCUGCCCAAAGAUGUCCUCCUCCUUGUGACAUUCCUACGUUCAAGCCCCAAAAAUGAUGCUGCGCUCGAGUGGAGCCUCAAAAUCAACAAGGCCGAGGCAGAGUUCAAAGAUCAAAACGCAGCAGCUGUCUGCCUCCUCCCAUUGCUUGCAUCCUACUUUCAAGAAAACCUCGGAGAGCUCUUCCAGUUACAUCAGGUGACAACAGAAAUCACAGAGGAGUUUCGUAACAGUCUGCCUGCUUCUCCUGUAAUUGUUGCACUGGGCCGCUCACUUUUCUAAUGCAGCUGCCAGCUGUUUGUGGACCAUGAGGUGAUGGUGGAAGAUGUGGGCUUUCUGCAAGCUGUGGAGCUCCUUUUCGCCCUUUAUUAUUGUUUAAACAUCCAGUAUGCCAAAAGUGCGGGAAUCACACUUGAGUUCAUUCAGAGAUACCAAGUUGGUAUCAAACAACAUGAUGGGUCACGACAGGAGGCCGGGAAAUCGAAAGGAGCUCGGGCAAGAGCAAUCAAAGCCGCCACAGAUCUUGCUGCUUUUGAGAAAAAAUGGAACAGUCUCAUCUGAUGAUCGAUCGGAUGCCAUGAAGGUUUCUUUAUAAUUAUGUUCUUUUACGGUUUACAAUAUAGUUCUUCAAUUUCAAAACUGC
Ixodes scapularis (black-legged tick) is the source of this 1041-nucleotide messenger RNA. RefSeq lists its product as uncharacterized. Bases 72 to 680 code for a protein of 202 amino acids. The record is from RefSeq and is a predicted model, not a curated record. Gene Ontology annotation, biological process: apoptotic process. Lineage: Eukaryota; Metazoa; Arthropoda; Arachnida; Ixodida; Ixodidae. The transcript is spliced from 8 exons.